Molecule: messenger RNA, 31060 nt
Organism: Paramuricea clavata
Lineage: Eukaryota; Metazoa; Cnidaria; Anthozoa; Malacalcyonacea; Plexauridae
Source: the annotation of a GenBank genome assembly
GCAUGGUAAAAAAAAACAUGUGCGGAAAAUUUCUCUUCUUUAGUGGUUUUUCUGAUAUGCCCUGCCCUGACUCUUGGAUUUGUCACUGAUAAUUCACGAAGUUGUCAAAGAAAAUGUCAUAUCAGAAAAACCAUUGAAGAAGAGAAAUUUUCCACACACGUUUUUUUUAUCGCACCUAUAUGAAUAUUCAAAUCGAUAUAUGUAGACAAACGUUGAGGUAAACUAUAAACAUAUUUUGAUUUUUUUAUGGGAUACCUAUGUACUUCCUUAGUCAGCCAAUACUGGACAUGUUUAAACAGAACACCCAUCACCAAAUGAAGAUUUUCGAAAUCAGCAUUUUAUUGGCUUUCUUCACUAAACAUUUCGUAAAGUUACACCUAAAAUUCGUUGCGCCAUGUUCAAUAGACUAAAACGCACGUUCAUCAUAUGAAGUAACCUUAAAUAUUAUUAAAAUAAUGGCAAACUUUAAUCAAUUAACCAUUAAGGUCCAUACAGACCGAACGCGAUUCGACAACGCGACGCGAAUUUUCAGUUUUGCAUUGAAAAUUGAAAAUUCGCGUCGCGUUGCCAAAUCGCGUACGGUCUGUAUGAACCUUUAAGCUGCAAUGCGUCCAAAUGAACUCGUCAAGGAGAGAGACUUGCGCAUCAAUGAGUUAACAACCACCUUUUACAAUUUAUUUAUACUUUUAGCACUUAUUCUGUACGUACUUUCCUCGCAGUUUGUUCCUUCAUAACCAGGUUUACAUCUACAUUGAUAUGAAUUUACUCCAUCAAUACAUUCUCCAUUUACACAUGGACGGCCAACACAAUCAUCUAAAAAUUUGAUUAUUAACUUGUGGAGUAUUACGCAUCAUUUAAGUGCUCAACAAUUUUACUUUGUUCCAACUUCCAACAUUCCAGAUGGUUGAUUCAAGUUGAUCUAUAAUCACUUAGCCGUACACUUCCGCGAGAAAUGUAGAAGUGAAAAAUGCCGUCAUCAGAGAAAGACUUCAUUGAAGUCCACUUUGGUUAAAUUUUGUAGUUUUGUGUCUAACCCAUGGUAUAUAUCUGGUGAACUCAAUUUCAAAGUGGGACUAAUCAGUAUACCUGGAGUUUGAAACUUUGAAUGUUUAAUUAAUUAAUUAAGUACGUUUUGUUUCAGCAUGUGUUUAACCGAAAUUAAGGUGGCUCAAUACAGUUUUUUAAAGAAUGGAAAAUUCACGAUUUAGAUGCGUAUUUUUGGACAAUUAUUACUUGUUGAUAAACAAAAAGUAUACCUUACUUAUAUAAAACAACAUCUAAAAAGUUUGAAUAUUUGCACAAAAGUUACGCAACUGUAGUUGCUAUGGCAACAAUGACGUUUCAAGAUGGCCGCGGAUAAUUUGGCUUUAAAGUAAUUUAAAUCGUAAACGACAUCGGUGACCCCCAAAUCUUAUUUCUCUUAGUAUAAUCAAUUAUUUUGACAAUUUAAAUUUAAAUUAGGUAAAGGUGAUUAUUCAUAAUAUUUUUUUUGGCUCCACAGAAUUUUUUCAAAUUGUCAAAAUAAUUGAUUAUACUAAGAGGAAUCAUUUUUUGAAAUAAAAUGUGGGGGUCACCGAAUAAUUGUCCAAAAAUACGCAUCUAAAUCGUCAAUUUUCCAUUUUUUUAAAAAAACUGUAUUGAGCCACCUUAAAAUAAACACAUUUUAGGCAUAAAGUCAUGGAGAAAGCAACAUAGGAGUAUAUUUUGAUAACAUAGGCAUCAUAUAAAACCAAAAAAGUUUUUUUAAUUUUUUCAAAAAUCUGAGAAAAAUUUGAGGGGCAUUCCACCUUAACCGAAAGUAAUAAUAUAGUGAAAUAAAGUAUAGUAAACUGCCGUACAGUAAUUAUAUUUACCAAUCAACGUUUCACAAUUAUUCCCUUCAUAAUCCGAAUCACAGCUACAUAAAUACGAAUCACCAUCAGGAAUGCACUCGCCAUGUUUGCAUGGUAACUCCUGCUCACAUAUGUUAUUUUCUGUUUCCUCUGAAAUCAAAUUUUCAAUUAACGUAGUUCUAAUUUAGCAUGAUUGAUCGCUUUAGAAAUGAAUAUUAAUUAUAGGAAUAUGAAUAUUGAUAAUAUAUUUGAAACAAAAAUUGGAAUGUUUUGAGGAAUUCUUAAGGUAGGAAUAUGAAUUUUAGAGGUAUGAAUAUUUAAUAUUUAACGAAAAUAUUCCUCUUCAUUCCCGAAUGCAUGUCAACCAUGUAAUUCACGCAAAUGACAUUUUACAUUGACAGUUUUAUAUCUUUAGUAUAAUUAUAUUGAGCCGCUAUAUGGUCGCUCAUGCGCAAAAUAUCAAUCUUUUUACGUACUGGCUAGACACGUUACACACACGUUACACCACACGUUACAUAAUAAUCUGUAGUAAAACAUAUAGAGAUAGAUAUGACACGUUACACACGUCACACCCAUUAUUUUUAAAAAGAGAUAUAUAGUAAUUAUUUUAUAUAAAAUUGGGUAUAACGUGUCAUAUUUAUAUAUAUUUUACUAUAGAUUUUUAUGUAAAGAGGGUGUAACGUGUGUGUAACGUGUCAGCGUUUGCUUAAUCAAGCCAAGUGCAUAUAAUUUACAUGAACUAAUCACUUUAGAUUAGUUGGUGAACAUCCCACAAGCAUGCACAACAGCAUAUACUGCAAUAUAAAUGACAAAGCUUUCUUAUUUGUCAUCAUAUGGCUAAGCUGAGGGACUGAUGCGACAGAUUGUUAGACAUAAUUAUUCCUAGAUCUUUGAAAUUUUUCGUAACUUUGAGUGGUUUUCCAAAGAGGUUGUACGUAAGUACUGAGAAAUCUCGGUGGUUGGAUUAUUCUCAUUACCUCAUUCUUGUGAAGGUGGAGGAGAGGUAAUAGGGGGGGGGAGGCUUAAGAGAAGGUAUAUAUUAGAGGGAGAGGGGCGUACGUAAGAAGGGGUUUAAAUACAGGAUUUAGCAGCAAAAGUUAUGGGUUUAUAAAUGUUUAUGAUCAUACCAUGGAUAGUUCGGAAAUAAUUUUUAUGAUCCAUGAUCAUACCUGGGGCAAUUUCAUAAAUGUAAUUAUAAUAAUCAGGCCCAACGCAUUCUGUCUCCACACUGUCAUCACAUUCGUCAUAGUUUGGCUUGACUCCCCAACAUCCCUUGACAGAAGGUCGUUUGAAAAAUUCUGGUUUUAGUUCUCCUGCCCAACAUUCCCUAAAGUUUUGCACGCCAAAGAAACGGUAGCCACCAUCUUGUGCCUUGUUUGCGCAACUGCAAAAUGACAAAACAAAAAGUCCAGAUAACUUAAUUAAAUAACAUUUUCGCUGUUAUUCUUCUGUCCAAAACGAAUUUAUUGUAUCUGGGCGAAUUUUUAGGUGAACCUUUUCCCAUAACAGAUGCAUACGAGCAGUUUUGGGAACAAUAAUAAUAAUAAACUUUAUUUUGGUAAAUAUACAUUUUUACCUGAGAAGGUAUUCUACCAAAUGGCCCUCUAUUUCUAUAAUCAUCUACAAUCCAUUAUUUGUCUUUUAAUUGUUUUAAAAACCCAUUGUUCUCCUUGCCACCGUAGUCACUAUAUAAUGUGUCACUGUCAGUUCUUCUUUCGGAAUGGUUAACUAUUAAGCUUCAUGUACACACUGAAAUCUGGUAUACAGCUAAUUCAACCAAAAUUGUCCUUCCAAAAACUUAAACCGUAAACUCUGAGCGCGCAAGGGAUGAUGGGUUAUUGCUUAUUUAGACUCAUAAACUUUGAAAUUUGGCUUUGCAAUCAUACCUAAGACAUAUAGAAGACUCAUGGCAGAAAACAUACUUGCUGCAAAGGCAAUUUUCUGAGUUUAAGGGCCUAAUGGGUGAAAACCCAUCAUCCCUUGCGCGCUCAGAGUUUAAGGUUUAAGGUUACAGAACACCUUUGAGUGUUAAUUGUGCCCAAAAUGUUUUUAUUGGUUUCCAUGAAAGCAUUAGACUAGUUCUACUAUAUGACCAAGUUUGAACGAAAAAUGUUGAAAACUCGCAGAGUUAAUUAAUUUAAUAAAAUACAUUUCGCUGCAAUAAGAAAAACAUUGAAAAUGUAAUAUUCAAAUUCAAUUUUCUCCCGAAGAAUUUUACGGCAAUUACUGAUUUUUAAACGAGUUGUGCUCCUCAAAUUUUCACAGGACAUAGCUACAGACGUCAGUUUCAAACUUGUGUUCGGCUUUUUUUUAAUUUUGGAUAUUUUAAUAAUAAAGAGCAAUUCACUCAAACAAUUCAGAAAUAUAUUGCAGUCGUCAAAGAAAUCGCCAUAUCAGCGGAAUGAUGAAAUAAACAAACAUUUUCGAACACAAUUUUUUAGAACUAUUUAGUUACUGUAUAAAAAUGAUAUUUUCAUAAAUAUAACUUAAAACCAGCAGGAGCACAACUCAAAAGCGUAACGGUACCGCGAUUUAAGAUUUUCCUGAAUAAUUCUUACAUUAUUUUAUUGUUUGUUAAUUUUACAACUUUACCAUAUUUUGCAUCCACUGGCGAACAUUUGGUGAAAAUUUGAUUAAAAUCGGACUGAUAUUGAGUGCGCAGUAGCGAUUUUCCACAAAACGCCAAAAAGGGUGUCCUGUAACCUUAUAAGGUUUUGGAAGGACAACCUUAAUUAAAUCAACUGCAUAUAGCACUCUAACCAACUGAACUACAGAGUCCAGUUGUCAAGCUCUAACCAUAAAAAACACAAUGGUUUUGUUAGUAAGGCGAGGGUUUCUGCAUGCAUGUAUUUUCUAGUACAUUUAUAUUUAGACCUAACUAGGAUCGAGCAGACCGGAAUGGCUGGGCCGCAGGUUUAAUUCCUGCCGGAGGGCUUAAAAGUUGCAUUUUACGCAACUUUGCUGCAUGUUACGUCGAAAUAAAUGUACUAAAUUUACACACGAAAUGUACAUCUACAAAACCGUUCAACAUUCGUUCAAUCGCGUGCGAUUCCCAAAAUAAUUAAUCCUGAUGUCUCCGAGUGCCGGUUAGUUUUCUCCGCCAGGUCAUGUUUUCGUCCGCGUUUGCGUGUGUAUGUUUGUCAGCAUGAUGUGUCGUGUGUACAUUUGUCUGUCGCGUUCAAACAGGCUAAACUAAAAAUGCUUUUAUUUCAUUACCUAUACGAAGACAAAUCAGAAAUAAUUAUUUUAAACACAAUUAAUCAAUAAUUUUGUGCCCAGCUGCAAUCUUGGACAAAACCCUUGCAUGAGACCAUUCCAGCUAAUAUUACAAAGUUAUUGAACAUUGACAAAACAAAGUUGUCUCCCCCUCCCCCCCCCCCAGUUCAAUGUUGUGAACAACGCCGAAACAACUUUUGGUAAUAUACCAUGACACAAGCUCAACAUUGAGUUGAUGGAGCGGGGGCUCAAGAAGGGCAACAUGAUUCAACAUGGAGUUUAUCAUCAAAUAUUUGAAUUUUCUAUAGUCUCAACCAGUUAUGUCCAAGGUUGUAGGUUGACCCGCGUAUGUAGAGUAGAAUAGUGCACGGAAAUUAGAGUAAACGUUUGAAAACCAAGAGUUUACAAAGAUAACACCGAACGAAAUGCAGAAUGCAUGUUAGCGCGCGAGUACGCCCAGAAUGUAACUCUAACAAGCUAUAUUUUGGUCAAAACUACCAAAGAAAGAGGUAACAUAUACGAUGUCAACUGAUGAACUUACUAGCACGUCACAAUGUGCAGAUAAUCAUUCCACCCAUCGUACCAAUCAACCUUCUCUGGAUAAUCGCUGAUGUGUUCUGGCAAAGUUCUGUGUUUUCCUCGAUCAGAAUAGCAACCUUUUUUUAUUACUUUCGCUUUACACUGAGAAUUGGUCAAACUAGAAUCGUUCGCAGCUGCAAGAAAAAAAGAAUUUAACUGGCAUACUAAUUCAUACUAAUGGUGAAUUUUGUAUCUGUAUUUAGACAGACCCCAGCUCCCAGGUCUUCAGUAAUGCAAUAAUAAUAGCGAAGUGGGCUGGUCUAAUAAGCAUCAACCAAUGGUUUUGCUAGUUUGAUCGCCAUACAUGCGCUGAUAAAUCUUGUCCUCGUUUGAGUUAAAAGAUAAAAGAGAAGGAAAUAUACGCUUAAAUAUUUUUAACUGAUGUCGCUAAUAAAUUUAAAUAUAAAACCAACUUACAAACUAAGGCUGAAAUGAGAGUUAUGAACAAAAUGAUAUUUUUAAUCAUGACUGAUUUUAACCAGAAAUCAAUUGUUCAUGCGUGUAGAUGAAGAAGCAAUGAAAUAGCAAUACAUGAGCAGAACAAGCUACUUAUAUAGCAAUGACAAACAAUAAAGUAAUAUGCGGUAUAUCUUGGCGCUUCUACUCUCAAAGUUAACCUAAUUAAAUUAAAGCUGAUAGCCUUGACUAUAGGCUAGUAAUUAAAGCAAAUGAGUGAUUUCAUUGCAAUAUAAAAUUUUAAUAAAAAAAUAUUGGAGUAAUUAAAACUAAACAUAAAAAUUAUAUUAAAAAUAGAUAUAUAUCUUUUAAUUUUAUAAUAAAUCUUCCAAAAUGACAAAACAAAAAGCAGAAAUAUCUGAUUGCUCAUUGACGUAUAUAUAGCUAUAUAACCUGAAACAAUACUGUAUAGUUAUUCCGAAAACAGUAUAUAAACAUGUUUCAAAAUUGUUUAAUCUACGAGUACGUUUAAUUAGACUAGAUUUAAAUCAUCUUUAAUUUCAAAUCAAUGUUAAAUUUACUAUUUUCGGAGUGACGCGCAUUGUGAUCAUUCCUGUGGAGUGUGGUCGGUACACUAUCAUUCUGUGCAUGGUGUACACAUGCAUAUUCACCAAAAACGGUCAAAAAUUUACAGUGGAGGUAAAUAUGUGAAUCACUGAAUGGUGAAUAAGAAUGAAAUUUUAAUUAAAUAAAAAUUCAAUUUCAAAUAAAGGGGGGCAUUGUUCCAUAUAUUUAAAGUGUUUUUUUAAUAUCCCAGUUAGUGAUUUGGAUGUAAAAUAUAUUAAAUUUCCCACAUCACUUAAUCGUGGCUCCUUUCUGCUUAUUUAUGGUACGCACCCUACUAUAGUACUUCAGAGACCCGGCCGGCCUUCAGAGAAACUUAGUUUUGCAGUUGGGAAAAAGAGACACCCGAUAAGUCAUAACUUCAUGCUUUGCUUUGAACCAGAAUGUUGAGGUAUAUUGCAUAGCCAUAAGGAAACAAUAUAUGCCUAUAUAAGCAGCAAACUCGACUUGAUUCAUAUAAGUCAAAAUGCUAUCACGAUAAUUUGACAGUUAGGUAUAGAACUACCAUCACGUAAAUCACGAUAAUUUGACAGUUAGGUAGAACUACCAAAUGCUAAAAGAAUUCACGGUUGGAAAAGAGUGGUGCAAGGAAAAUGUUAUAGAUAGAAAUUAGAAAAUAUAUCAAGAAUUUGGCAUUUUGCAACAACAUGGUGCAUCAAUUCAAGGCGGAGUAAAAACUAAAACCUUGGCUUAUACUCUAUAGUCGAGCUCUCGCUAUUAUGUUUUUUGCUUUUAUUUUUCACUUUCUCCCCCACUAUAAACAUUUGUCUUGGUUUCAGUGAAAUAUAUUACUCAUUAAACUGUUUAAAUUGGUAGUAAAUUACAUUAAGCGCACAGCCAUAUAGCAUGAUUGCAAAAUAAUUUGUAGCAAAAUUUUAAUUGCUCAUGCUUUCUUUGUAUAUUUUAAUUAAAUCUGAAAUUCCAUAGAAAUUCAGCAGUUACUGAGUAAGGUGUUGUUGCCGGCAUUUGUUGUCGUUGGACGAACCUUUAACCGUUGAAGGUUCGUCUGCACAAAUUGCAUGCAUGUACUCAUCUUUAUAGCCUAAUGCCAAGACGCAUAUACAUGCAGGGUCGAUCAGGGUGUAUAACUUUACAAGUCAAGCUAUUGUUAGAAUUCCAAUACAGCACUAUGCUGAACCAACUAUGGUGAGUAGUGAAUUUAAUGCAAAGACUUUUUGAAUUUGGUUUCGUACCUCGACCUAUGACCCUCGACACUCGACAAUUACCCAAACUCGUCUACAGGGUGUCACAAAAAAAAUUGACACUAUAGAAAUUAUCGGUAAUUAAUAAAACUAGAAUAGUGAAGCGAAUAGUCGACGAAUAGUCCGCGAAUAGUCGAUCGACGAAUAUUACGAAUAGUCGACGAAUAAUACGAAUAGUCGAGGAACAGUGCAAUAGAGACUUUGCAAGGCUUUGCAAAGAAAAAAGUUUUUCCAGACGAGUACGUUGUAAUUACUUUCCAGCGACUUUAUCUCAAUUUUUGAUACCACAUUUCGAUACUUUGCCAAAAAAUUUCCUUUGCGCGGAAAUAUUUCACCAAAAAAAAUGACUGGGACCCAACAAAAAAUUUCUAGGGGCCCCCAGAACCUGGGGGUCCGGGGCAAUUUCCCCCCCCUCUCGGCGGCCCUGUGCAAGGUGAUACGUAUCGACCAGACUUGCAUGCUCUUAAUUACUCCAGACAAAUCUCUCUAUGUCGUCGAACUUACUGUUGGAUUUGAAACUAACCUAUUUAUAAGUGACCAUGCAUAGUUUGGUAUUUGCAAUAAGGAAAAUUUCUGUUGUUAAAAAACAAGAAAAGAAAGUUUAGAUAAGAUAAGAAAAAUGAAAAAAUUUGAUCAUCAAAAAUUUGUUGAGGAUCUGAGGCAACAACGCUGGGAAAAUGUAUACUUCUUCGCUGAGGAUCCUAACGCUAUGUGGGAAAUUUGGAAGGAAUUAUUCCUAGAGCUAGGUCUUGGAUAACCAGCCAUUAGAACAAAAAAGUUCCUUGGAUUACAAGUGCUAUAAAGCAACUUAUUUAUAAUCACAAGGGACAUAUUCAAAAGAAAGGCCAUUAUUACAAACAUAGAGAUAGACUGGUUAAAUUACAAAACAACGAGAAACAAAGUUAAUAUUCAGCUAAGAAAUGCCAAAAAAAAAUAUUAUUCCACUAAAGUUUCUGAUCAAAAAUGCAAUCCUAAAGAGGCUUGGAAAACUAUAAACAAUAUACUCGGUAGGCAACGCAAACCAACAGUAGUAAAUGAGUUAAAAUUAGGUGAAAAUAAUUUAACAAAUACCAAAGAUAUUGCGGAGGGCUUUAAUGAUUAUUUUUCAAAUAUUUGCCCUGAUCUAGCUAGCAAAAUUAAUACUCCAAAUUUGAACUUUCAAACAUAUAUUGAAAAGGCUAAAUCAAAUUCAUCAGUGCAUUCCAGCUAGUCACUGUCAGUAAUGUCUACCAUCAUUUGCAUGGUCUUUCUAGCAACAAAGCCACUGGCGUUGAUAAGAUCUCCAGUAAAAUUAUUAAAAUAGCUGCACCUGCUAUUUCAGAUUCACUCACAUACAUUUUCAAUCAAGCUAUUACCCUAUCCCUUUUCCCUCAUGAAUGGAAAACGGCUAGAGUAAUACCUCUCUAUAAAAAUGGCCAACGAAACCUACCAGGAAAUUACAGACCAAUUUCAGUUCUGCCUGUCAUUAGCAAAAUUAUGGAGUGAAUUCUGUACGAUCAACUAUACAAUUAUUUAACAAAUUUGAACAUCUGAGUGAUUGUCAAUUCGGUUUUCGUAAAUUUCACUCUACAGCUACCAGGGCAUUUUUUAAGAAUUCGUCAGUGAGGGGGCCGUCUACAAAAAGGGACCAUACUAUACCGAGUGCAUGUGGAGAAAUGAUAGAUGGUUUGUUGGUAAUAAAAAGUUUGUUGUGAUAUCGCAUUUAAUACUAAGUGGGGGGGGUCUGGGCUGGGGGUAUUCUCCCCCAGAAAAUAUUUGUAUUUUUCUACCCCUAUGACUGCAAUUCCCUGCAUUUUCUGAAACAGAUUUUUGGAUAUACAGCAUUACAUUAUGCGGUUGAUAGACUGAACCUUCAGUUAAGUUCUUGCAUAGUAUGUUUAUGUAGAUACCACAACUUGGUCACUCAGGGAGCCUGCUUGAUAAACUUAGAGGGCCCGACUCCCACGAAGCUCCACCAUGGUUGGCACAGAGCGAAAAAAUUUUGAAAAUUUUGCCUCUCUAAAUUGUCAGAAAUGGCAUUUUCAAAGUCUUCUCUACCUCUUUUGUUAGGCCCUUUCAUUAAUUCGUUCAUUAUGAUUUGUGAGUCCAUGCUAUCCGCGAGUCAGGAUGGAUUAUUGCGAGAAAUGUUAUCAAAAUAUCGAUUACAGAUAUUUGAUUAUAUAUAUAUAUAUAUAUAUAUAUAUAUAUAUAUAUAUAUAUAUAUAUAUAUAUAUAUAUAUAUAUAUAUAUAUAUAUAUAUAUAUAUAUAUAUAUAUACGAUUUCAAAUACUUCUAGUUUCGAAAUCAAUUUGGUUUUUUUUGGUGGGGGCCAAAAUUAUUCCCCCCCUUAUAAAACACUGGGUUGGGGGCCCGUUGCCCCCUGCGGUCACUAACUUGAUUAGCUGAGCCUUCCAACAACUCAAAUCUAUAGGGUCUGGGAAAUGCAAUCCACUGGAAAAUGUUUAAAAUCUAAUAAGGUAUUUACAACACAAUGUUUAGCAUUAAAGAUAAAAAACAGGACAUAAGAUUCACAAAGCAAAUUUCAGUUGCUAGAAUAUCGAUAAAACCUCCCUUCUAAAUUCCAUGUUUUGCUUAUACCUUAGAGAAAAGGAACUUUGACUGGGGGGGGGGGAAAUAGUUGAGUGGGGAGGGGCACCAAGGGGGGCUGGGGGCGCUUUGGCCCCCCAGUUAUAUAGUUAAAAAAUGCCCUGACAGCUACAGCAUUACUGGACUGUACAAAUGAUUGGUAUAUGAAUUUAGACCGCAAAAUGUUUAACCUAGUAGUUUAAUUGACUUGAAAAAAGCAUUUGAUACUGUUGAUCAUCAAAUAUUAUUGAAAAAAUUAGAGCUUUAUGGAAUAAAAGGACAAGCUCUGUCUUUUCUAGAAUCAUAUCUCUCAAAAAGAAACGAAAAAUGCCUUAUACAAGGAUCUGUUUCAUCAGAGAAAUUGAUCAAAUGUGGCGUACCACAAAGCUCUAUUUUAGGGCCCCUAUUUUUUCUGUUAUAUAUUAACGAUUUGCCUCAAUGCCUGGAUAAAACAAAACCUCGGUUGUUUGCUGACGAUUUAAAAUUCUUUUCUCUAUACUUUUCGCACGCCCCUCGUGGAAAUCAGCUUCGGUUGACGGGGUCAGCGUGAUUAAAUAAAGUUUAUCUAUCUAUCUAUAACGUUGGACGCAAGAAAACCAAAUAUAGAUAGGAUUGGAUAAAAACCUAGCCUACGGUGUAGAUCCCAGCAGAAACGUGUUGCUGCUGGAGUCUACACCGUAGGCUAAUAAAAACCCGUAUUUCCUCUUUGUGACCUUAUAUAGCUAGUAUAUAUAUGUAUAUAAUAAUUUGUGAUUCAUGUAGCUAGUAAUUGUAAAUUACCAUUAAUAGUGAGAUUUAUAAUUGUAUAUAUAGGCAAAAAAGCUUGUAUCAAUAAACUUUUCGUUAUUUACUAUUCAUGAUUUAUUUACUAUUUGUUUGUUUUUUUUUACUAUACGUUAUAUUUAUUAUUAGUACUUCUCGGCCUACUGGGCCCUUGAUGUCCUCCAGGACUCUCAGCGGUAUUAAAAUUCUAAAAUACUUUAGUCAAGAUAAUUGAUACAUUUGCUUGAUUUCUUUUGAGCUCUGCCAUCCAUGGCAGCAGUUUCAGAUAUACGUCCAGUUUUAGUGCUUCUAGCUUGUAAUUUUGGCAGUAUUCAUGAAUAGGCUUUAGUUUCAGCACCUUGUUCAUCAUGGCCAUUGCAUGCUGUGUAUGCGGAGAUUUUGCAAUAAAUCUUUGUAUGUCGGUACAGUCCUUUGCAUAAUCGUUUAUCAGUACUGCCCAAGGAUCUAGUUCAUUUCAUUUGUCAAUUAUUCGUCAUGUGAAGAUUUUGAGACGAAUGAAACAUCAUCAUCUGAUUCCGUCAGCGCAUCUUUUAUAAAUUGGAUCCGUGAUCUGUGUCAGACUCAUCAGAAUAGGAAUCGUAAUUGUUCUCAUUUCGUGAUGGGCAAUUGAUUCAUUUUCAUGUCUUCGAAGAUUAAAAUCCUUGAUGAAAUAGUUUUCCACAAUAUCUACAACUCAUUCAGCUAGCAUCGCAACAACACAACACAAAUCAAAUGACUACCUAUCUAUAUAGAGCAUUAUAAUCAAUAUUGCCGUAUUAUAAUCAAUAUUGACCUGAACCAACAUGGCGGCCAAAUUUGUAAGAUGAAAGUGAAACCCAAAGACAGCAAACGUUUUCUUCAGAACAAUAUAGGCGUUUUGCCAGAUAUAAACAGUGUAGGUUUACACAAUUUUGACUAAGAAUUAUAAUGGUCGUUUUUCUCGAAUCCAACUAUUAAAUGGUAAAAAAUAAACUGCAAUAUUAGAGCGCAGCUUUUGCCACGUCCACAUGCGCUCGACCAUGACGGACCAUAGCGAAAACAGUUGCGUUGCUUCAUGUUUACUCGUUAUUCUCGAAAAAUCGAUGUUUUACUCUAGCGUUGAGUUAAUAGGCUUUCCAAUCAGUAGAUCGAUCCGUUUGGAUCAAAGCCGAUGGAGUAAAGAUGCAAAUCUACUCAAUGUGAGUAAAAUGAGUAACCAGUACAUUCCGUAAAUGUUUGAGUAAGAAAUAUUGAGCAGCAACUCUGACUCCAUGCAGAACCCCCCCUAUUUUACUUUCGAAUUUCGUAAUCAUGCAAGACUGAAAUUGAUGUGAAAAGAACUACUAUUCUAUAAUUGAAACUUGUCACGCGUCUUUCACCGUUUAAUGCUUGACAUAUUCCCUGAAAAUGACCAGUAAUAUUUUGAUAUUCCAUCGUCGAGUAGCAUCAGGUUUGACUAAAACAUUCAGCUGUAUUAUAUUGAUAAAUGCUAUUGUAGUGAUGUCAUAAUUCUCAACAAGGUUGAAACGCACCAUCAGCACGCUGAAAACAUCGUGCGCGUGGUCACUAUAUGAGUUUCCCGUAUCCCGGCGGUGUUUUUAUGAUCCAUGACUCAUGAGACUAAGGAGCGACGCUUUUGCACUUACUGUCGCUCCACAGUCGCAUAGUACGGCAAGACCUGCCGCUCCAAACGCCGCGAUUGUGUAUAGAUAGCACUUAGGUUAUUCGGUAGCACUUAGCUAUUAGGUUCGGCGCAUCGAGAAUCGAUCCGGGCCUAUAAUACAGGCUAGAAAACGCAAACAGUAAUUUGUGCCUAGUUGUGCGUGGAUUAAUGCAACAUAUUAAUUGAUAUAUUCAAUUCAACGAGGCACUUACCUGACCCAUUCUCCAAAGAAACUACACCACCAAAGAAACUAUACUGAACUGCCAAACAAUUUAAUACUAUACUCCGCAGAUAAGCGCAAUAAUCAUUACUUCGCAGAUUCAGUUUAACAGCUAUAUACACCGCUUAUUUUAACUCUACACUGCCGUCACUGCGCCUCCUAUAAAACUGGCCUGAACCCAGGGCGCGCCUCGUGUAACGAGUGAUCCAACUGCGAUAUACAGAGCGUGAAUUUGAUUGGUUUAUAUUAACCAAUUAGAACAGACGUUGCGAGCACUGCGACCUUACUGCGGAAUUAGAAGGCCUCAUAUCCUAAGCUGGCCGAGGAGGGCCAUGACAUAAACAUUCGCCUUUUUUACCAUUACGUACACUCGUUUUUUUUCUUCAAAAUUUAUAACACUCGUCGUUUUUUCUUCAGAAUUACAUGCGACGUUUUUUUCCGAGAAUUACUUACGACGUUUUUUCCAAGAAUUACACGCGACGUUUUCUCCAAGAAUUAUACGCGACGUUUUUUCCAAGAACUACCGGGUGGCCCAAAAAAAAGCACUCCUGUUUGAUUCGUAAUAACUUCUAAACAAGUAAAGUUUUUAAAGAGAAAUAACUUGCAUUAAAUAGAGGAAGGACUAACUUAGAUUUUGAUAUAUUACAGUUGUAUUUAACUUAAAAAUUCACGGAUAUAUUAAUGUUAAAAAUGGGGAGCAUAUUUUGGAAUGUGUCUAAAAUUAGCGAAAAUCGGCAUAUCAAAUAUUAACUCCAGCGUUUGUUUGCUUAAUGACAUAUUAGGCUAACUUGUAUUUCAGCGAAUUAUCGUUAAGGUUUGUAUAAAGGGAUAUGGCGUAUAGAUUUAGACAUCUUACAUGUAAGUCUUAGCUCAUUGUUUCCUGAAAUAUGAACGUUCGAAAUUAUGCAAGUAUUUAAUAUUAGGUCUUUGCAAACUUAAAUGUACAUGAAAGACUGACCAUGGAAGGCAGGCGCUUAAAUUUUUCGUAUUCUUAAAUAGCCUAAUUUUUUUAUGUUUUUAAUGGGUUCAAACAGACUGAGUAGAUUAUUUCUCGGUUAGAGCAGGAUGAAUAUUCUUUAUUGAAGGAAAUAAUAUUGCUUUUUGCAAAUACACAUCACCGUAUCAACGCUACUAUUUUGUUACGUUUUGUUCCAAAAAUGUUGCAUGUCUCUGGGGAGUUGCUUAAUUGUUAUGUCUUAUGGAGUUGUAUGGUUUGAUUGUGUUUCAUAUAAUUCUCAGUUUACUCCAUGAACUUGCCAAGAUUAAGAAACGGCAAAAGAGUUUGGGUGUUCUUAACAAGAUUUCAGAACGUUGCAGAAGUUAGAAGAGCUUCACAAUUCCGUUGUGACAGCAUGCCCUAAUUCAGAACUACGAACGAUCCAAUGACGAUCCUUCGCGAUGCAGUGGUCUCAUGAAAUAAGGAAACGUAUUCGUGCUAGGAACACACGCGAAUUUCGGACGAAUGAAUCUUGCUUGUAUUUUGUAGAUAUAAUAAUACUUUGUUUCAUAAUAAACAAUUUGUCAAGUGUCAUUUAUUUACUGGUAAUAGUGCAUGUUUCAGUCGGGCAAAUCUUGAUUAAUAUUUGAUACGCCGAUUUUUGCAUAUUUCAGACACAUCCAGAAAUAUCCUCCCGAAUUUAAAGAUUAAUAUCUCCGUGAAUUUUUAAGUGAAAUACAACUGUAAUAUAUCAAAGUCUAAGUUAGUCCUUCCUCUAUUUGAUGUAAGUUAUUUCUCUUUAAAAGCUAUACUUGUUUAGAUGUUAUUACGAAUCAAACAGGAGUACUUUUUUUUGGGCCACCCGGUACAUGCGACACCAAUUUUUUCUAAAUGUUAAUUAUUAUAGCAGCUUCGUGUGGUGAGCUGCAAAUAAACAUGGCGGACGAACCCUCGUGAAAAAUGACAAUAAAUACACUUUUGAUGCUUUUAAAUCUUAAAUACUAAUCACAUCAUAAUUAUUUAUUUUAGUCAAAAAUUUUGUAGUCAACCCACCCUUGCUUUUGAUAUCAUAUAAAGAAAAAUAAACCGUCGAAAAUCGAUGGAUCAAGGGAAAGAAUGGACAAAUGAGCGUAAUUUUCUCCGUUGUUAACUUGCUCCCGCGCUUUCACCAAUUACCCGAAUGCCUUAUAUUUUUCGGGUGUACAGUCCGCGCGUUAAAUUUAAAAACAGUCAAAGACGCCUCUGCGUUAGGCUCAGAUUCCAGCCGUUGGGCGAGCGAGAACCCCAACGGCUGGAAUCUGAGCCUACCGGCUCUGCGUAGGAGGGAGCAAAAUAACAACAUUUCGCGUACCGACAUUUUUCUUAGUAACUUUGUAUGCAUUAAUCGACACCUGACCUCUCAGUUUUGGGUCCUGAGACUGAGCACAGUUUUGUGUCUUGAGACUGAGCACCAACACUUAUUCCAAAGGUCGAUAGACUUUGGAACAAGGAUUUUAAUGUCUAUCACCUCACAGUGCACAGAACCAAACUUCAUCUACAAGUCGUCUACCUCCUGGUCACUGAAAGUAAUGCAUUCUUCAUAGUUUUCUAUGUGGCAAGCCUUCAAAUACGCCUCAAACUUUCUCUUCGCAUUGUUCUCACUUUUUAUGGAGUUUUUGGUUAGCAAAUCUUGUCUUUUCUGUGCUAAUUCUUCAUCAGAAAUUAUAUUUACACUGAGAUUGUUUGACUGCGCCAUUUUGAAUAAAUGCCCGCGAGCAAAGUCGUGUCCUUUUGGAACUGUGUGAACCAAUGAGCGUCAUUCCGAAGUUGUAUACCUUUGGAGCGCACCAAAAAUACGAGAUUUAUUCAGGUCUGUCGGGGUAUACGAGAUUUACCCCUCUCAACCUGGUGCCAGAAUUCGUAUCCCCCUCAGCGCUUCGCGCGCUUUGGGGGAUACGAAUUCUGGCUCCAGGCGAGGGCUAAAUCUCGUAUACCCCUCAGAGCUUUGGAAUAAGUGUUAGUGUCCUGAGACUGAGCACAGUUUUGUGUCCCGAGACUGAGCACAGUUUUGUGUCCUGAGACUGAGCACAGUGUUGUGUCUUGAGACUGAGCACAGUUUUGUGUCCUGAGACUGAGCUCACUUCGGAUGAGAAGAUUCCAGGUUCGAAUCCUGGUGGGGUCGAAAUUCGAAACACUGUAACAAUUACUUUUGAGAAAAAAAUAUAGUGCAAAUCGGAUGAGUUGUUACUGAAUGUUAGUGCAAUUUCGCAGUGACAAUUUUAGACAAUCUCAACAAAUCUCUGUAUCCAAAAUCUGUCGAACGCACACCAAGCACGACGUCCUCAAUACACUGAAUAUAUCAGACAAGAAAAGUAUUCAAAUGACAGACAGCAAAUGUACGUAUUCUUGGAUUUUUUAUUUGUCUCUUGCUAAUGGAACGUUUGCGGGCUGACCUGUUAGCUCAGUCGACAGAGCGUGGUGCUAAUAACGCUAAGGUCGUGAGUUCGAUCCUCACACAUGCCAAAUGGAACAGACGAGUAGAUUUUUUUAGCCAGUGGAAUUUGGAGAUAGCAUCGUGAACUACUGGUAAUAUAACAAAAUUCACAUGCUAAUUUAUCUGGGUUCUUUGAUGAUUGCGCAUUACUUGCAAAAAUUUAAUCGAAGGAAACCGCCUGGCGAGAUUCGCUGCACUAGAUGGAUACGCAGCACCACUAAAUUGGAAGCUCGCGUCGAAAUUGGAGUGGUGAUUUUAAGAUAUUAAAUCCUGCUGGAGACUGCAGAAACGGACGGAAAAUCCGUGACAUCGAUUACUUUCCAAACGUUGUGGAGGACUGAAGUUCUGCCGGCAGUGAGGAAGCAUACAAACUAUUACUCAAUGGCCUCGUGGCCAAAUGGAUAAGGUGUCUGUCUACGGAUCAGAAGAUUCCAGGUUCGAGUCCUGGCGAGGUCGUAUCACAUUAUCAUCUUAAUUUAUAUUUAUAUCAUUUCAAGUGACAAAAUGUUUCCGAGAAAUUCUUGAAGAACCUGCGGAAAAUUUGGCAAUUUAUAAUGGUACCUAGGAAUUGACGACAAGUGGCCUCAUGGCCUAAUGGAUAAGGCGUCUCACUUCGGAUGAGAAGAUUCCAGGUUCGAAUCCUGGUGGGGUCGAAAUUCGAAACACUGUAACAAUUACUUUUGAGAAAAAAAUAUAAUGCAAAUCGGAUGAGUUGUUACUGAAUGUUAGUGCGAUUUCGCAGUGACAAUUUUAGACAAUCUCAACAAAUCUCUGUAUCCAAAAUCUGUCGAACGCACACCAAGCACGACGUCCUCAAUACACUCAAUAUAUCAGACAAGAAAAGUAUUCAGAUGACAGACAGCAAAUGUACGUAUUCUUGGAUUUUUUAUUUGUCUCUUGCUAAUGGAACGUUUGGAGGCUGACCUGUUAGCUCAGUCGGCAGAGCGUGGUGCUAAUAACGCUAUGGUCGUGAGUUCGAUCCUCACACAGGCCAAAUCGAACAGACGAGUAGAUUUUUUUAGCCUGUGGAAUUUGGAGAUAGCAUCGUGAACUACUGGUAAUAUAACAAAAUUCACAUGCUAAUUUCUCUGGGUUCUUUGAACAUUGCGCAUUACUUGCAAAAUCGAAGGAAACCCCCUGGCGAGUUUCCCUGCACUUGAUGGAUGCGCAGCACCACUAAGUUGGAAGCUCGCGUCGAAAUUGGAGUGUUGAUUUUUAGAUAUAUUAAUUCCUGAUGGAGACUGCUGAAACGGACGGAAAAUCCGUGACAUCGACUACUUUCCAAACGUUGUCGCGGACUGAAAUUCUGUCGGCAGUGAUAGAUAGAUAGAUAGAUAGAUAGAUAGAUAGAUAGAUAGAUAGAUAGAUAGAUAGAUAGAUAGAUAGAUAGAUAGAUAGAUAGAUAGAUAGAUAGACAGAUAGAUAGACAGACAGACAGACAGACAGACAGACAGACAGACAGACAGACAGACAGACAGACAGACAGACAGACAGACAGACAGACAGACAGAUAGACAGAUAGACAGACAGACAGACAGACAGACAGACAGACAGACAGACAGACAGACAGACAGACAGACAGACAGACAGACAGACAGACAAAAAGACAGACAGACAGACAGACAGACAGACAGACAGACAGACAGACAGACAGACAGACAGACAGACAGACAGACAGACAGACAGACAGACAGACAGAUAGACAGACAGAUAGACAGAUAGAUAGAUAGAUAGAUAGAUAGAUAGAUAGAUAGAUAGAUAGAUAGAUAGAUAGAUAGAUAGAUAGAUAGAUAGAUAAACUUUAUUUAAACACAUUGGCCUUUUCAGCAAAAGCUGAUUUCCAAAAGGGAUGUGUACUUACAAAUUAUUAUUUAUAUACUAGCUCUAAUAUUACAUACAUAACAAAUACAAUUAUAUACCUAUUUAGACAAAAAUUAACUACUACUUUAAGUCGAGAUUAAGGUCGAGGAAGAUAGCUUUUUACAGAACGAAUUAUACGAUACCGAAUUGCGUAUCUCUUCAGGUAUCUGAUUCCAUAGUUUAGCCCCACUAUAUUGGAAGCUUUUUUUAAGGAUUCCGUUUUUGGUCUUGGAAUAUAAAACCUUGUUGAAGAACCUCUCAGAUUAUGCUCAUGAAUGGUAUUCAGAUUUUGGAAAGCUUCGCAUAGUCGUUGGGGGGCUCAACCAUUAACUGUCUUGUACAUGAGCCUGGCUUUCAUUUGUGCCCUACGCUCUUCAAGUGUUACCCAGCCUAGAGAUUUUCGUGCCAAAAUAGAUUGACCAUGUUCAUUUUUUAAGUUCAUGAUCAACCUAGCCGCUCUGUUUUGGAAUUUCUGUAGACGUUCGCUUAGGCCUUUAUUAAGUGUAUCCCAUACUUCACAGCAAUAAUCAAAAUAAGGUUGGAUUAAGGCAUUAUAAACUUUUAUCAAAAUGUCUUGUUCGACAUACUCCCUCAUUUUCCUAAUAGCCCCAAUACCUGAUGAUAUUUUACUGCUAAUAUGGUUAAUGUGUUUUUCCCAACUCAAGUUACUCCCUUGUCAGGCGUGAUAGAGUUAACAAGAUAGGAGGAGGCGUGUGCGCCUUUAUUAAAUCAUCUAUUCCAUUUAAAUUAUUACCCGAACUACAAGACGAAUGUUUUGAAACCCUGUGGUUAUAUUUGAGACCGUAUAAACUUCCUCGAGGCUUUUCAUGCCUGAUAGUAUGUGUUAUUUAUCAUCCACCAUCCAACGAUAAUCAUGCCCUAGUCGAAUACAUUAUCUUAAGCCUCGAUUUAGCCCUUAUGAAGUACCCAAAUGCAGGAAUUUUCCUGGUCGGUGACUUUAAUAGAUGUCCUGUUUCAGCGUUACUAAGACAUUUCGGACUAAAGCAAAUUGUCAAAAAACCUACGAGGAAAAAUGUUGCCCUGGAUCUAAUUCUUACGAAUAUGUCUGCCUGUUGCAACCCUGCAUUGGUAACCUCUCCUAUUGGACUAAGCGACCAUAGCUCUGUGUUAUGUACACUUAAAAGAAAUCUGAUAAAAAACGAGACCAAUAAAGUGAAAAUUCGACGUAAUGUAUAUGCCAACAAGACAGCGUUUGGAAAAUGGUUAGCUGAUUAUAAUUGGUCGACUUUGUAUCGUACUGUCUCGUGUAAAGACAAGCUAGAUAUUUUCACGAAAGUUAUCAACAGUGGUUUAGAUUGUUUCUUUCCGAUUAAAAUUAUCAAACUACAUGCUAAUGAUAAACCCUGGGUAACGCCCGAAUUCAAAGAAAUCAUUAAAGAUAGGCAAAAAGCAUAUCAUGACAGGAAUAUCCAAAAGUACAAUUAUUUGCGUAACCUAGCCAAUAGAAAAAGGAAACAACUGAGGUCCAGCUAUCUUGAUAAAAAAAUGGACCAGCUUAAAUCUAAUCCUAACCCGCAAAAGUGGUGGGAUUGUUUAAAACAAUUCGCAGGGUAUCCGAAGAGAAAGGCAAUAUCGUCUAUGGUCCUUGACAAUGAGAUUGUUGUUGGAAAUGUUUUAGCAAAUAAAAUUAACGACUUCUUCAUAUCAAUUACUAAUGAAAUUACACCUUUACAGCCAGAAUCUACAGAAAGUCAGUUCGAGUUUAAUGAAAGUAACAUUCAUCCCCAAUUUAUUAUUGACGAAGAAAGUGUGUAUAAUAAAUUGUCUGAUAUAUGUGUCUCGAAAUCGUCAGGUUCAGACGGCAUCCCAAAUUGGGUACUUAAACAUUAUGCUUAUAUCUUAGCCUUACCAAUUGCCUCACUUUUUAAUGCUUCGAUACAGCAACAGCAUGUUCCUGCAGUAUGGAAAGACGCUGAAGUUAUUCCAAUACCAAAAAUAUCGGUACCUGCAGACAUAACAACCGAUUUGCGUCCUAUUUCAUUGACACCCACUUUGUCUAAAAUCUGCGAAUCGUUUGUAUCUGAUUGGUUGAUUAGUUCAAUCAAGAACAAAAUUGAUAAGAGGCAAUUUGGCUCUUUGAAGAAUUCCUCAACGACUCAUAAUUUAAUUAGUUUGGUACAUCACUUAUUAAAGGAAACUGAUGCGUCAAAGUGCGCCGUUAGAGUGUUUCUUCUUGACUUUUCUAAGGCUUUCGACCUGAUAGACCACAACAUUUUGUUUCAUAAAUUAUUGGAAUUGAACGUUCCCCCAACUAUUUUUAAUUGGAUUAAAAGUUUUUUAACUGGACGGAGGCAAUGUGUGAAGCUGGGUAGUUGGUCUUCGAGUUGGAAAGUUUUAAACGGAGGAGUACCGCAGGGAACUGUUUUGGGUCCUGUUUUUUUUUGGUUUUUUUUUUUGGUUAUGAUCAACGAUCUCCUCGAUGAAUGGCCCGAUCGAUGGAAGUAUGUAGAUGAUAGUACGGCUACUGAAAGUGUCAUGGUUGAUUGUAGCAGUAAUCUUCAGGAUCUCGUCGACUAUAUCUAUAAUUGGACGGUUACAAAUAAUAUGAAACUUAAUGUCACUAAAUGUAAAGAAAUGAUCCUUGACUUUGGUAGGGUAAAACGGAAUUUCCCAGCAUUAUUAAUCGAGAACACUGAGGUUGAACGUGUAAAUUCUGCCCAAAUUCUCGGCGUUACGAUCCAAACCAAAAUGAAUUGGAAUGAACACGUUAAUAAAAUUGUUAAGAAAUCUGGGAAAAGAUUGUAUAUGCUCAGGUUAUUGAAACGAGCCAACGCUGACACUAGAAUGUUAUCCAUCGCAUUUACCACUAUUAUAAGGCCAGUCUUAGAAUACGCUUGCCAAGUUUGGCACUUCAACAUUCCAGGUUAUUUGCGUGAUGAUAUUGAAAGGGUUCAAAGAAGAGCUUUGAAAAUUAUUUUACCAGAACUUAGCUAUAACGAUGCACGCGAACUUAUUAAUAUUCCAUCCUUGAAGGAACGACGUGAGAUUUUAUGCGAACAGUUCUUUUUGAGAGAUGAGAACCUUCAAAAAUUGGAUGAAUUUUUACCUAAUAAAUCCUCUUCGGUCUAUGAUACGAGGGGAAAUUGUAAAUAUAAUAAUUAUUAUUGUAAAACAGAACGUUUUAGAAAAUCCUUCUUACCACAAAUUAUUUCGAAAUUAAAUUGUAAAUAGUAGUUUACUCCUUUAUAUUUAAUUAUUUGUAGUAUAGCUGAUGUAAUUUAACCUUCGGUUACAAAAUCAGUAAAUAUAUUUAAUAAUAAUAAUAAUACUUUCUUUCUUCUUGCAAUUCAACUCCAAGAGCUUUGGUAUUUUUAACUUUUUUAAUCAAUUGAUUAUUUAUUUUAACUCCUUGAUGGGUAUCAAUAUUACUUAUUUUAUGUCGUGUUCCAAUUAAAACAUACUCGGUUUUCGCUAUAUUUAGACUUAGUUUAUUUGCACAAAGCCAUUUCUGAACAUUUCUCAUGUCUACGCUCGCCCUCUCUUCCGCCUCACUAAUUGUUCUGCCUACUGCCGUUAAGUUAGUAUCAUCAGCAAACAUUCUUGGAGUUGUGCGUUCUAGGCAGCUUGGCAAAUCAUUUAUAUACAUAAUAAAUAAGAGAAGGCCGAGUAUACUCCCCUGAGGAAUGCCACAAAUGAUUUCUUUCUCCACCGAGAGUAUACUGGCCAAUUGACAACUUUGAGUUCGGUGCGUCAAAUAGCAACGUAAAAGAUUUAAUGCUUUCCUUUGGAAACCAUACAUUUCAAACUUACUUAACAGUAUUUCGUGGUCGACUGUAUCGAAUGCUUUUUUUAGGUCAAGAAAAACAACUAAGUUAUACAGCCCACGGUCCAUGUUGGUAUACCAUUCGUUCGUACAAUCCAAUAAUGUAGUAGUUGUGGAAUGAUAAGGUCUGAAACCAAAUUGGUGUUUUGAGAAAAGAUUAUUCUGGUUAAGAUACUCAUACAUUUGAUCAUACAUAAUUCUUUCCAUAAGUUUACUUACUACAGGAAGGAUUGAUAUCGGUCUAUAGUUGUCCAACAUGGACCGCUGACCUUUCUUAAACAAUGGAAUAACCCUUGCAGCUUUCCAAUCAGAAGGAAAUUGAUCCGAGUCAAUUGACAUAUUAAAAAUCUCAGUAAGAGAAGGUGCAAUAACUGGAGCUGCUACUUGUAGAAUUUUAGCUGAAAUUUUAUCCAUUCCAGUCGCUUUGGUGGUAGACAAAUUAACUAGAAGAGUGUAAACCAAUGUUACACUCACUGGUCGAAAUGAGAAACUGUUCAGUUUGUCUUAGAUUUUUGUUCAGUAAUAAAAUCUCGAAAACUAACGUCAUUGUCAUUUGGAAUAGACUCAGCAAGCUUUGGACCAAUAUUACUAAAAUGAUCAUUAAAAAUGUCGACUAAUUCGUCGGUCGAUGUAACAGUUUUAACUGGAAGUUUAAUUUCAUUAAUCGUAGUCUGUUUUCUGUUUCGACCUAAUAUAUCGUUUAUUGUUCUCCAAGCAUAUUUAGGAUUCUGUUUAUUAUUUGUGAAUUUGUUUGCAUAAUAAUCUCUUUUAGCACUGCGCAAAGCAGUGUUGGCAACAUUUCUAGAUGACUUAUAUAGUCUCCAGUCUUCUUCUUUAUUUGUCUUUAUUGCUUUACGCUUAAGAGCAUCUCUUUUAAAUAAUUUUUCCUUUACUUCCCGGCUUACCCAAGGAAUAUUGCCCCCUUUUCUUAAUCUUUUUACUCUCACAGGGGCAUGUUUAUCCAGCACAUCUACAAAAAAUGUUUUCCAUAACCGCCACAUUUCAUCUACAUUUCUUUUAAAUCUUAUUUCUUCCCAAGGUAUAUUUUGUAAGUCAUAUAGAAAGCCUGAAACAUUGAAAUUCUUAAAAUUUCUAUACUCGACAGAACCUUGUAAAUCAGUUUUUAUUCUUGUACUUAUUUUCCGAAUACUAUAAAUGAGGCUGUGAUCACUAAUUCCGAGAUGGACUACACCUGAAAAAAUUAUUUUUUCAGGCAUUGACGCAAUUACUACAUCCAAUAAUGAUUGGCUAGACUGGGUAAUACGCGUAGGGUUAUUCAUUAAUUGUGUAAGCUGAUAUAAUUCCAAAACGUCUUGAAGCUUUCUAGUGGUGGACAAAGUUGGUUCUAGCAUAUUACAAUUUAAAUCUCCCAAAAUAUAAAAUUCUAUAUUUUCAUCAUCAAUUGAUUUGAUUAGCCUCUCAAUUUUUAUAAACACUUCACUAGCGGAACAUGGUGGUCUAUAAAUACUUGAAACUAUAAAAGAUUGACUAUUAGCCUGUUUAAUUUCCACACAGACAGCUUCAAGGCCUGUUGGAACUAGAUCAGGGCGAUUUUCAUAAUUUAUAUGGCGUCUUAUAUAAAUACAUACCCCUCCUCCAUUUCUAUUCCGAUCAGCACGUAACAAGUCAUAACCUUCAAUGCUAACAAUCCCAUCGGAAAUAGUGGAGUCCAAACGGGUUUCAUUAACUGCUAAAACAUCUAAAUAUUUAUCGUGAAGUAAUAAUCGGAUUUCAUCAAGGUGUUUCGGAAGGCUAACUAUAUUAAGCAUAGCCAUCUUAAAACCCCUUGUUUUCGGAAUAUUUAAACAGGCAUCAUUAGCACUCCUCCUCGACCCGUCCUCAUUUCAAUUAUGCGAACUUAAGAAAUAUGAAAAGUUUGCCUGAAGCAAAGAGCUACCUUCUCGGUUUAAAUGCAGUCCUCUACUAUUUAAAUGAGAGCGACUAAUAUUACUAUUGUCUAAAAAUGCAAGCUUUUUCUUGAAGCAGCUUGACUUUAAUAUAUUGUUAGUUUCAUUUACCUUCGUUGUAAGUUCCUCUCUAUCGCAUCUAGUGACUAAAGAAGAGAUGAUGAUUUCAGUAUCAUUGCAAUCCUUUUUAAAAUUCUCUGCUAACUCGAUAAUUUUCUUUGCAAUUUCUUUAGGACUUAAAUAGCGUAUGUCGUUUGUGCCUGCAUGGAUAAUGAGCUUAUCGGGUUGCUUUCGUGCAGUGGGCUUUAAGAAAUCAGACAUAUCAUUAACUGUUGCACCUGAGAAAGACUUAACUAUUGCGUUUCUGUCAGUGUUGGCUACUUCCCAACCUUUUACAUAUUUUAUAAUCGAAUCUCCAGCUAUAACGACCGUUUCUUUAGUGCGUUGUCUUUCUGUUGUUAUUUCCCCACUUGCCUUAUGCGCUUCUCUUGUUUGCUCGUUUUCCUUUGCCUUUUGUUCGUUAUUCUUCACCUUUUGUUUCUUAUUCUUAUUCUUCUUAUGCUUUUGUUCCUGAUUAAUCUGCUGUGACCUCUGCUUGUUGGCUUUCGAUUGAGCAGCUGAGGAAGCAUACGGUGAGAAGCAUACAGUGAGGAAGGAUACAAACUUUUACUCAAUGGCCUCGUGGCCAAAUGGAUAAGGUGUCUGACUACGGAUCAGAAGAUGGCAGGUUCGAGUCCUGGCGGGGUCGUAUCACAUUAUCAUCUUAAUUUAUUUCAAGUGCGAAAAUGUUUCCGGGAAAUUCUUGAAGAACCUGCGGAAAAUUUGGUAAUUUAUAAUGGUACCCAGGAAUUCGUGACAAGUGGCCUCAUGGCCAAUGGAUAAGGCGUCUCACUUCGGAUGAGAAGAUUCCAGGUUCGAAUCCUGGUGGGGUCGAAAUUCGAAACAUUGUAACAAUUACUUUUCAGAAAAAAAUAUUUUGCAAAUCGGAUGAGUUGUUACUGAAUGUUAGUGCAAUUUCGCAGUGACAAUUUUAGACAAUCUCAACAAAUCUCUGUAUCCAAAAUCUGUCGAACGCACACCAAGCACGACGUGCUCAAUACACUCAAUAUAUCAGACAAGAAAAGUACUCAGAUGACAAACAGCAAAUGUACGUAUUCUUGGAUUUUUUAUUUGUCUCUUGCUAAUGGAACGUUUGCAGGCUGACCUGUUAGCUCAGUCGGCAGAGCGUGGUGCUAAUAACGCUAAGGUCGUGAGUUCGAUCCUCACACAGGCCAAAUCGAACAGACGAGUAGAUUUUUUUAGCCUGUGGAAUUUGGAGAUAGCAUCGUGAACUACUGGUAAUAUAACAAAAUUCACAUGCUAAUUUAUCUGGGUUCUUUGAUGAUUGCGCAUUACUUGAAAAAUUUAAUCGAAAGAAACCGCCUGGCGAGAUUCGCUGCACUUGAUGGAUGCGCAGCACUACUAAGUUGGAAGCUCGCGUCGAAAUUGGAGUGGUGAUUUUAAGAUAUUAAUUCCUGAUGGAGACUGCUGAAACGGACGGAAAAUCCGUGACAUCGACUACUUUCCAACCGUUGUGGAGGACUGAAAUUCUGUCGGCAGUGAGGAAGCAUACAAACUGUUACUCAAUGGCCUCGUGGCCAAAUGGAUAAGGUGCCUGACUACGGAUCAGAAGAUUCCAGGUUCGAGUCCUGGCGGUGUCGUAUCACAUUAUCAUCUUAAUUUAUAUUUAUAUUACUUCAAGAGCCAAAAUGUUUCCGAAAAAUUCUUGAAGAACCUGCGGAAAAAUUUGGUAAUUUAUAAUGAUACUUAGGAAUUGACGACAAGUAGCCUCAUGGCCUAAUGGAUUAGGCGUCUAACUUCGGAUGAGAAGAUUCCAGGUUCGAAAUUCGAAUCCUGGUCGGGUCGAAAUUCGAAACACUGUAACAAUUACUUUUGAGAAAAAAAUAUAAUGCAAAUCGGAUGAGUUAUUACUGAAUGUUAGUUCAAUUUCGCAGUGACAAUUUUAGACAAUCUCAACAAAUUGCUGUAUCCAAAAUCUGUCGAACGCACACCAAGCACGACGUCCUCAAUACACUCAAUAUAUCAGACAAGAAAAGUACUCAGAUGACAGACAGCAAUUGUACGUAUUCUUGGAUUUUUUAUUUGUCUCUUGCUAAUGGAACGUUUGCAGGCUGACCUGUUAGCUCAGUCGGCAGAGCGUGGUGCUAAUAACGCUAAGGUCGUGAGUUCGAUCCUCACACAGGCCAAAUGGAACAGACGAGUAGAUUUUUUUAGCCUGUGGAAUUUGGAGAUAGCAUUGUGAACUACUGGUAAUAUAACAAAAUUCACAUGCUAAUUUAUCUGGGUUCUUUGAUGAUUGCGCAUUACUUGCAAAAAUUUAAUCGAUGGAAACCGCCUGUCGAGAUUCGCUGCACUUGAUGGAUACACAGCACCAUUAAAUUGGAAGCUCGCGUCGAAAUUGGAGUGGUGAUUUUAAGAUAUUAAAUCCGGAUGGAGACUGCUGAAACGGACGGAAAAUCCGUGACAUCGAUUACUUUCCAAGCGUUGUGGAGGACUGAAGUUCUGUCGGCAGUGAAGAAGCACACAAACUAUUACUCGAUGGCCUCGUGGCCAAAUGGAUAAGGUGUCUGUCUACGGAUCAGAAGAUUCCAGGUUCGAGUCCUGGCGGGGUCGUAUGACAUUAUCAUCUUAAUUUAUAUUUAUAUCAUUUCAAGUGCCAAAAUGUUUCCGAGAAAUUCUUGAAGAACCUGCGGAAAAUUGGGCAAUUUAUAAUGGUACCUAGGAAUUGAUGACAAGUGGCCUCAUGGCCUAAUGGAUAAGGCGUCUCACUUCGGAUGAGAAGAUUCCAGGUUCGAAUCCUGGUGGGGUCGAAAUUCGAAACACUGUAACAAUUACUUUUGAGAAAAAAAUAUAAUGCAAAUCGGAUGAGUUGUUACUGAAUGUUAGUGCAAUUUCGCAGUGACAAUUUUAGACAAUCUCAACAAAUCUCUGUAUCCAAAAUCUGUCGAACGCACACCAAGCACGACGUCCUCAAUACACUGAAUAUAUCAGACAAGAAAAGUAUUCAGAUGACAGACAGCAAAUGUACGUAUUCUUGGAUUUUUUAUUUGUCUCUUGCUAAUGGAACGUGUGCGGGCUGACCUGUUAGCUCAGUCGACAGAGCGUGGUGCUAAUAACGCUAAGGUCGUGAGUUCGAUCCUCACACAGGCCAAAUCGAACAGACGAGUAGAUUUUUUUAGCCUGUGGAAUUUGGAGAUAGCAUCGUGAACUACUGGUAAUAUAACAAAAUUCACAUGCUAAUUUCUCUGGGUUCUUUGAAGAUUGCGCAUUACUUGGAAAAUCGAAGGAAAACCCCUGGCGAGUUUCCCUCAGGGCGCUAUAAAACACGGGCGUGGAAACGGCAAUGACGCCCCUGAUCUAUGUGUGAUGCGCGGACCCCCCGUAGGUUUUCGAAUAUUGGAAAUUCUCAUUCGAAUAUCAACAUUUGAAGAGAAAGACACGGCAAGAGUUAAAAUAAGAAACAUGGUCAUGUUUGAAACUCAUUUGCAAAUGAACACCAAAACGAUUUACCUCUGGGAUGAACUAUAUGGAAUGAGAGGUUUAUUUACUUAAUGUUUAUGCUACAGUCAAGAGGGAAUAUUGUAAAGAAAAUGUGGUUUGUCUGGAACAGCCUGAAAAGGUCAGUGCACUGUUAAAGACAUAAAGUGGUUGAAACGAAUAUUUUUUCUAAAGAUACGGUUUUUCCUACGAGUCUAUAGCUUGGGACUAUCUUUUAGCGUCAUAGAGAACUGAAAAAAAUACAAGUCGAAAUAUUUUUUUCCGCGCUUCGUGUUUCAUGUGUGAUUUUAUGAGUAAAAAUCUCUGACAGUGCCGGUAAAAAGUCAUGUUUUAACAAAAAAGCCGGUCUCCUUUUUAAGAAAAAUCUAUUUUAAAUAGCUUUGACAACAACUGUGCCAAUUAUUAGGCAAAGUUUUUCAUCUAGGAAAAAAGAUACAAAUAAAAAUAUUUUUUCCGCGGUUUGAGUUUCAUGAGCAAACAUGUCAACAUUGACCUUGUCCUUUUGAGUGAGACCAUGGCCAAUCAAGCCAAAAAGCUGUGUUUUAACAAAAAAGCCGGUCUUCUUUAUAAUAAAAAUCGAAUUUCAAUAACUUUAUUAAUAACUGUGCAAAAUUUUAGGCCACGUUUUUCACCUAGGAAAAAAGAUACAAGUCGAAUCAUUUUUUCCGCGCUUCGUGUUUCAUAAGUAAAAAUGGCUGACAGUGCCUUCGUCGUUUCAUGUGAGACCAGGUCAAAACUAGGUGAAAAAAAUCAUGUUUUAACAAAAAAGCCGGUUUUCUUUUUAAUAAAAAUCGAUUUUCAAUAACUUUAUCAACAACUGUGCAAAUUUUUAGGCCAAGUUUUUCACCUAGGAAAAAAGAUAUAAAUAAAAAUAUUUUUUCUGCGGUUUGAGUUUCAUGGCCAAACACAUGGCUACAUUGACCUUGUCCUUUCGAGUGAGACCAUGGCCAAUCAAGCCGAAAAGUUGUAUUUUAACAAAAAAGCAGGUCUUCGUUUUAAUAAAAAUCGAUUUUCCAUAACUUUGUUAAUAAUUGUGCAAAAUUUCAGGCAAAGUUUUUCACCCAGGAAAAGGGAUACAAGUCGAAACAUUUUUUCCGCGCUUCCCGCAUACUAAAUUAAUGGCUAACAAUAACAGUCGUUUCAUGUACGACCAUGUCAAUACCAAGCCGAAAAACAAUGCCUGAUGGCAUUUUCUCACCUGACAAGAAAACCAUAAUUUCUCCUGUUUCAACUACCAUCUUUGGCUGGAUAUGGUCCCGCGGCUCAAUUCAUGCCUCUCCCCAUCGUAUAGCAGCCCUCUCUUCCUGCACCCCUCCAAAAACAGUGCGAGAUCUUCGCGCUUUCAUUGGAUCCUACAAAAUGCUCAGCCGUGUUAUUGAAGGUUCAGCUUCCAUCCUCGCCCCCCUCGAGAGUAUUACCGCCGGGAACCAAUGAAGCAGCCCUGUGGUUUGGUCUGAGACUCUUACAACCUCCUUCUACCACGCUCAAGAAGCACUUUCAUCCAACAAGUCCAUUGUGAUCCCAAAACCUGAAGACCUACUUUGGAUUGUUACUGACGGCUCUGUGAAGAUGAAUGGUCUCGGUGCCACACUCUAUGCCCUUCGUGACAACAAAUUGCUUCUUGCUGGUUUCUUCAGCGCAAAGACCAGAAAACAUCAAGUUACUUGGCUCCUCUGCGAAGUUGAAGCACUGUCCAUCGCGUCCGCCAUCAAACAUUUUGCUCCUUAUAUCAUCCAGUCCAAGUUCCAAACCUGUGUGCUGACCGACAGCAAACCAUGCGUCCAGUCUUUCGAGAAACUGUGCCGUGGCCAGUUCUCCGCCAGCCCACGUGUUACCACCUUCCUUUCCAUCGCCAGCCGAUACCAGAUAUCACUCCGCCACCUUUCUGGCUCUGCCAACUUGCCAUCCGACUUCGCAAGCCGCAACGCACCACCCUGUGAUGGCCCUCGUUGUCAGAUUUGUUCCUUCAUCUCUAAAGCUGACGACUCUGUGGUCCGCCCAAUUUCCGUCCAUGACGUUCUCUCUGGCGCUGUUACUCUUCCCUUGACCACUCGUUCUGCAUGGUUACAAACCCAACAAGAAUGUCCCGACCUACGCCGUGCCCACUCUCAUCUCAAGCAGGGUACCCGUCCAUCAAAGAAGUCCACCAAUAUUAAGGAUGUCAAGCGCUAUCUCAAUGCUGCCUCUCUGUCUAGAGAUGGUCUAGCGGUCGUUAGAAAAGAAGAGCCCUUUUCUCCUUCUCGCGAAUGUAUCAUCGUCCCACGCCCUAUCAUAGACGGCCUGCUUACGGCACUCCAUGUCAAACUUAACCACCCUUCUCGACACCAGCUCAAACAAGUCGUCCUUCGCUAUUUCUACGCAUUGGACCUUGAUAAAGCCCUAGACCGGUGCUCACAGUCAUGCCACAUUUGUGCCUCACUUAAGAAGAUUCCCAACUGUUUGAUUGAACAGUCCACAUCGGACCCUCCUGAUGCAGUUGGCCUCUCAUUUGCGGCCGAUGUAAUGAAGAGAAACAAACAGCUCAUCCUGGUCGUUCGCGAGACAGCUACUUCGUUUACCACGUCCUGCCUAAUAGAAAAUGAACGCCAUGAUACUCUCCGUGCUAGCCUCAUUUUCCUCUGCCUUGAGCUACGCCCAAUAUCUGGCCCAUGCGCAGUAAUCAGAGUCGAUCUAGCUCCCGGAUUUGCUUCCCUAUCCAACGACGAGGAAUUGCGACAACAUAAAAUUACCGUUGAGAUUGGCCGCGUAAAGAACGUGAACAAGAACCCCGUGACCGAGAAAUGCAUUGCCGAGCUAGGUGAUGAACUGUUGCGCGUCUCUCCAGAAGGUGGUACCGUCUCCCCUGUAACACUAGCGAUUGCCACGGCAAACCUGAAUACUCGUAUUCGUAACAGAGGUCUAUCUGCCCGUGAGAUGUGGUACCAGCGUGAUCAUUUCAACAAUUCGCGGCUUCCCAUCUCCGACCUACACCUAAUCAGAGAACAGCACUCUCACCGUAUACAUAAUCACCCUGCCAGUGAGAAGUCUAAAACCCCCAGUGGUCAACGCCGAGCAUCUCCCGCUCUUCAAGUUGGUGACCUAGUAUAUAUCACUUCAGAUAGCUGCAAAACUCGUGCACGAGAUCGAUACUUGGUUGUGUCAAUUGAUGGGUCGCGUGGUGUAAUGUACGCAAGUUUGCUGGUUCCCAACUCCGAUCCUCGCCAUAUCGCAUCAAGUUAUCAGAGUGCUUUCUUGUCACCAACAAUUUCACUGCUCCACCUCCAAGUCCUCGUCUCCACCAACCUCACAAGUCCACUCCAGCUGCUGAACCCAAGCCUCCCUGUCCACCUCGAGUCCCGGAACAGUUAUCCCUUCCACCUUACAACGAUGAUUGUGUUUUACCCUCAUCUCACACCACUUGUUUGCCUGGUCCUGAUUACAAAUGCUCCCCGUCUAACUCUUAUAAAGCUGACGAACUCACAACUAGUCUUCCUAGCUCCUGCCAGUCACCCUCCACCCCCGCU